GGCUUAUCGAAAGCUUGCUCUAAAGUAUCAUCCCGAUGUCAACAAAGAGGCAUUAUUAUUUGCUAUAAUGGGCAUGGUUUUGAGAUCUGCGCUUAUGUACAAUUUAGGCGAUCUGCGCUCAUGUGCAAGGCCAACGCUCAGCAGAAAUUUAUGAGGAUAAAGCACGCAUACAAUACAUUGCUAAAAUCUGACUCCCAGAAGAAAUAUGGUUCGGGAAAUCAAACAUCUGACUACUCCUAUUCUGCAGCUGGAGCAGACAGGCGCAGUAAAGAUGAGGACGACUUUUAUGGAUUAGGUAAUUUUUUGAGGGAUGUACAAAUAACAAUAGGGGACUUCUUUAAGGAUCUUCAAGAAGAAUUUCAGAAUUGGGAAGCAAGUGCCAGUUCACAAGCAAAGCCGAAGAGCCUAUGGGAAGAAUUAGCUGAUAUUGGAGAAGAAUUUGUGGAGUUCCUGGAGAAAGAACUAAACAUCAGUGAUGCAGAUAGUGAAGAAACAAAAUAUGAGAACCCUAAAAAAGGCAAUGCAAGUGCAACUUAUGAAACAAAAGAAACUGGAAAGGAAAGUGCUAGGGGAAGCAGCAUUGAAGAUAAUUUAGACGAUAUUGAAGCUGCCCUGACUCAGUUGAAAAAGGAGUUGGGCUUAUAGAGGGAAAAUGUUGCCUCUGAAUGGCAAGUGACAUAGCUAAUAUAUUGAUCUCAGCUGUCUAUAUUGAGGAGCAAAACAAAAGUCAUCACCUCUCCUUUUAAAUUACAUGUAUUGUUUUCCAGGUCUUUUUAGAUAUACAUAGACAACUAUUUGACUA
Messenger RNA from Daucus carota subsp. sativus, 802 nucleotides. RefSeq lists its product as uncharacterized. The coding region runs from base 121 to 645 and encodes 174 amino acids. The record is from RefSeq and is a predicted model, not a curated record. Lineage: Eukaryota; Viridiplantae; Streptophyta; Magnoliopsida; Apiales; Apiaceae. The transcript has 6 exons.